Molecule: messenger RNA, 837 nt
Organism: Puccinia triticina
Lineage: Eukaryota; Fungi; Basidiomycota; Pucciniomycetes; Pucciniales; Pucciniaceae
Exons: 4
Coding region: 1-837 (278 amino acids)
Biological process (GO): regulation of transcription by RNA polymerase II
Molecular function (GO): DNA-binding transcription factor activity; RNA polymerase II cis-regulatory region sequence-specific DNA binding
Source: RefSeq, a predicted model, not a curated record
AUGCAGCGUAUUCCCCCCUCCAGCAACUCUUCAUACUAUCCGAGGGGUUAUUUCAAUUGCUCGGAGGGCGAGAGCUUCCCUAAUGAUAUGGGACUUUGUGGCGAUCCGGGAAUGUUAUUGUCUUCAAGCAACGGCGGGAUGUAUGACAGAUCCCGAGCUCCAUCCACUCAAGAUAUGUUUUCAUUGGCAUCUUUACCCUCGACAGCAUAUCGGACUAGCACUCCUAGUCGUAUGGCAAAUUAUACCGAGGCCACUUCUUCUCCAUCAAUCGGUCAGAUGGAACUUGGAAAUCAGUUUGAUUCCAUGCCCAACUACCGUGCCCUGGAUCCACCGAGAAUGCCGCUUGGGCUUCCGACAAACCUACCUCACGAUUUUAACGGAAACAUACCCCCAAGUACUUCGCAAAGAGAGCUGGUAAACCUUGCUCAAUGCGAAGACAAUUCGGCGUCAUUUUCACCUACUCGUCGGAGUCCGAGGCUCUAUACCUGUGAGAUUUGCGAAAAAAAGUUUGUCCGGCCCAGCUCAUUGACCACUCAUCGAUUCUCACACACUGGAGAAAAACCGCAUUCUUGCCCAACCUGUGGGAAAUCAUUUUCAGUAGCAUCCAACUUGAGGAGACACGAGAUGACCAUCCAUGGCCCGAGGGUGUCUAAUUCGGGAAGCGUAUCUUAUGAGGGGCUGAACUCGACGACAAGUGGUGGUCUUCAAAGCGCAUCCCUCGUGGGAUCCACAAGUUCUAGUAUCAUAUAUCAACGAGGAUCUGAGACUUACGAAAAUAUUCUUCCAUCGCACGAAAGAUUUUACGAUAUCCAUCGAGGCUCACAGCAGAGGAUGUGA